GCAACUCUCAUUUUAGCUUCUAACCACUCCGACCAUGCCUCAGAACGAGUACAUCGAGGAGCACAUCAAAAGGCAUGGUAGGCGGUUAGACUACUACGAGCGAAAGCGCAAGCGUGAGGCUCGUGCUGUCCACCGUGCAUCUGCAACAGCGCAAAAGGCCUUCGGUCUGAAGGCCAAGCUGCUGCAUGCAAAGCGUCAUGCCGAAAAAGUGCAGCUCAAGAAGACACUCAAGGCUCACGACGAACGCAAUGUCAAGCAGAAGGAUCCGUCUUCUGUACCGGACGGCGCAUUGCCUACGUAUCUGCUCGACCGAGAAGGUCAGAAGGAUGCAAAAGCGUUGUCAACCGCUAUCAAGGAGAAGCGGAAAGACAAGGCCGCAAAAUAUGCCGUUCCAUUGCCCAAAGUGCGCGGGAUCGCGGAGGAUGAGAUGUUCAAGGUUAUGCGGACAGGGAAGAGCAAGAAGAAGGCGUGGAAGCGGAUGGUGACGAAGGCGACGUUCGUCGGAGAGGGGUUCACGCGGAAGCCGGUGAAGAUGGAGAGAUUCAUCCGACCAAUGGCGCUGCGGUACAAGAAGGCCAAUGUCACACAUCCUGAUCUCAAGGCGACGUUCCAGUUGCAGAUACUUGGCGUCAAGAAGAACCCGCAGUCACCAAUGUACACCCAGUUAGGCGUACUCACCAAGGGUACAGUCAUUGAAGUCAACGUCUCGGAGUUGGGCAUGGUCACUGCUGGAGGCAAGGUGGUCUUCGGGAAAUAUGCCCAGGUCACAAAUAACCCUGAGAACGAUGGCUGUAUCAAUGCUGUCCUUCUUGUUUGAUGUCUCUAUGCCCCACUGGUAUACUCGUCGCUGUAUUCUAUCCCGCUUCACGUAUUUCCUGCAUUAGUUGUCCCUCGCACGCCUCAGCAUCUUCACCGUAUGUAGCUACCAUGUCGUCUAUACUAUGCUCGCUCGUCUGCGUCCUUUGCGUAUCCGAUGGGUUCUCUGGAGUUCAUAUAGCAUGACUGACAUCAAGAGGACUGAUGUGACCGUGUACUCUUGACCCGUGAUAGAUGCGCGAGGUUCAAGCUGAUGCUUGUCCGCAG
This is a messenger RNA of Rhodofomes roseus, 1083 nucleotides long. Its product is annotated as ribosomal protein S8e/ribosomal biogenesis NSA2. The record is from RefSeq and is a predicted model, not a curated record. NCBI's taxonomy places the organism in Eukaryota, Fungi, Basidiomycota, Agaricomycetes, Polyporales, Fomitopsidaceae. Bases 35 to 817 code for a protein of 260 amino acids. Gene Ontology annotation, biological process: maturation of 5.8S rRNA; maturation of LSU-rRNA. Gene Ontology annotation, cellular component: preribosome, large subunit precursor; nucleolus. The transcript is spliced from 6 exons.